Molecule: messenger RNA, 1314 nt
Organism: Sclerotinia sclerotiorum 1980 UF-70
Lineage: Eukaryota; Fungi; Ascomycota; Leotiomycetes; Helotiales; Sclerotiniaceae
Exons: 5
Coding region: 1-1314 (437 amino acids)
Biological process (GO): lipid biosynthetic process
Source: RefSeq, a predicted model, not a curated record
AUGGGAAACUUACUUCCUUCCUAUCUUUCAUCGUUCACUCGUUCCUCUAUUCUCAAGGUACUCUCAAAGAUCGAAUAUGGACGAUUGAAUAUGACGAUGAAAGAUCGUGGUGAGACGGAACCACAAGUCUUUGGUAACACAUCUUUGAAAGACUCAUCUGAACCUGUUUGUUCGAUUACUGUUAAUAGUCCAAAUGUUUGGACCCGAAUGUCAAUUAAUGUCGAUCUGGGUUUUUCCGAAGCUUACAUGCUGGGAGAACUGGAUUGCGAUGAUCUGGUAGCUCUCGUCUCCAUUUACAUUCGAAAUUACGCUCUCUUUGGAACCGGUAACAUUUUCCUGCAAAUAAUUCCCCGUAUUCAAAAAAUUCUCUUCAAUCCCUCGAAUGACAGUAAACGCGCUCUCGAAAAUGCUUCAUCCCACUACGAUACCUCAAACGCACUCUUCUCUUCUUUUCUAUCAAGAGAUAUGAGCUACUCAUCCGCCAUAUGGGAUACCACGGGCAAAGAAGAAACUCUCGAAGAAGCACAGAGAAGAAAAGUGCAUCAUAUUAUUGACCAAGCAUGCAUUAAGCCAGAACAUCACGUCCUCGAUAUUGGAGGUGGAUGGGCAUAUCUGGCUAUUGAAGCUGUGAAGAAAACCGGUUGUAGAGUUACGGUCACAACACUUUCAGUCGAGCAAAAGACUCUAGGUGAGAAGAUGAUUGAGGAUGCUGGGUUGAAAGAUCGAAUCGAGAUAUUGCUCUGUGAUUAUAGGAAAACCCCAAAGCCCAGUCCAGCAGGAUUUGAUAGAGUCAUCAGUGUCGAGAUGAUAGCGCAUGUUGGGAAGGAGUAUCUGGACAUUUAUUUCAGGGAAAUUAGCGAGUUAUUGAAUCCAGAGCAUGGAAUAAUGGUGAUUCAAGGGAUAACCACCAACAACCAGCGUUUUCACGAAACUCGAUCUAAGGUCGAUACAUUUAUUGAGCGCUAUAUCUUUCCAGGAGGAUAUCUGUCAUCUGCAACAGAGCUGAUUGAACGUCUCGAUACAGGGUCUGCAGGAUCUCUAGAGCUUGAAAGUGUACAGAGUAUAGGCCCUCAUUAUGCGCGGACCUUGCGUCUCUGGAGAGAGAACUUUCUCGCCAAUUGGGAAACGACGAAGUCGCUGUAUGUAAAAGAAAGAGGAGAUAUGACGGCCCCGGAUCUCGAAGCUUUUCGAAGAAGAUGGAUUUAUUACUUCAGUGCCUGUGAGGCGGGGUUCCGAGCCGGUAUUCUAGGGGUCUACAUAGUAACAGCAAGAAGAACACAAGUCUUGUCUCCGAGUGGAAUGGUGCCCCUUUGA